Messenger RNA from Sardina pilchardus (European sardine), 1634 nucleotides. It is a transcript of the gene irf1a, whose product is annotated as interferon regulatory factor 1a. The record is from RefSeq and is a predicted model, not a curated record. Gene Ontology annotation, molecular function: DNA-binding transcription factor activity, RNA polymerase II-specific; RNA polymerase II cis-regulatory region sequence-specific DNA binding. NCBI's taxonomy places the organism in Eukaryota, Metazoa, Chordata, Actinopteri, Clupeiformes, Clupeidae. The coding region runs from base 315 to 1028 and encodes 237 amino acids. The transcript is spliced from 8 exons. Gene Ontology annotation, cellular component: nucleus. Gene Ontology annotation, biological process: immune system process; regulation of transcription by RNA polymerase II.
AGUUAGAAGCAGGGGAAACCUGUCAGUGCAGGUGAGCCAUGCACUGAUUAUCACGCUUCAGCCUUGCCCAUACGAGGAAGAGAAUAGUUUUAAUCACCAGUUGUUUUUCCCCAUCUGUCAAGUUUUGAGAUGCGCCAAGUGCUUCUGGGAAAUACUGCUAACUCUUCAAACCAAGGAGAAGAUUUCCUAUCAAAAGACCUGCUUGAAGAGGACAGACUUAUGGAAUGAGAGUUUAUUAGUCCCUGGAGAGAUAAAUCUGAACCUGCACUGUGUCUUGGUCAGUACUUGACAUCGGAAGAACUCCUGGUGAUCCAAUGAGGCAUCAAUCAAGGAUGCACCAAGGUCGUCUACGACUUCGCCCAUGGCUGGAGGAGCAGAUUCACUCCGGAAAGUACCCUGGAGUUGUUUGGCUCGAUGAGACUGCCAGGGUUUUCCAGAUUCCAUGGAAACAUGCUGCUCGACAUGGUUGGAAUAUAGACAAGGACGCCACUCUGUUUCGAAACUGGGCAAUUCACACUGGCAGGCACAAACCUGGCAUGGACAAGCCAGACCCCAAGACAUGGAAAGCAAACUUCCGCUGCGCUCUCAAUUCUCUGCCAGACGUGAGGGAGCUGCAUGACAAGAGCAUGAAAAAGGGGACCAACGCCUACAGGGUCUAUGUGAUGCUACCAAGUGCCAAGGGCCAGAGGAGAAGAAAAGGUCUGCAGCAGCCCGAUGUUGACAUCAAGAGCCGAUUUCCCUGUCUGUCACCAGAAACAAAUGCUCCUCUGGAGAGAUUCACAGAGGCUUUCUCCAAGUACAGAAAAGAUGAGCCUGACCCCAUAUCCAACAUCUUCUGCAGAAGAGAUCAUUUUUCCACGUUCAAUCCCAUAAAGGAAGAGGACAGGUCCAAAGAUGACUUCCAUUCCCUAUCACAUUUCAACACUGAAGCACAUGAUGGCCAGUUUGUUUCCAGUGGCGACCAGGAGCAGGCAGAGGCUGUCCUGAAGGCAAGUCUUAAGCCUUAUUUAUGCUCCCUUUUCCUAUGAACACAGAUACAUCUGUUCCAUAAGAUGCUCCAUUUCAUCUGAACCCAUAGAGUACGGAUAGAAGGCCCUGUGCAUAUGUGUAUUUCUACUUUGACAUUAAGCAUAAAUGAGCCAAUACUGAAGGCUCACAUUUUGUUGGCCAGCUUUUAAGGUAUGCAGUUUACACAAAUUUGACAACAAAUGUCAAAGAGAAAUCCAUUAUUGAAAUGUAUUUGAAUGGGCUAUCAAUUCAACAGAUAGUUGAUCAUCUCAAAAGUGUGGACUACUGGAACCCCGCCAGCGAGUUUGACAGAAGCUGGAGGCCAGCAAGCUCAACAUGGAUGGACUUUUGUGACACUAUGGACAGUCCAGGAUGCCCCUUACAAAGGGACGGGCAAUUCAACCCAAUCCUUCAAGGUCAACUUUUAUAGGUGCAAGAGUGAAAACAAAUUAUGGAUAGAAUGUUUACUUUUUUUAAAAUACAUAUUUUAUAUAUAUUAUUGGUAGUUUGUUAUAAUGUGAGCGAAGCCAGUACGUUUAAGCUUCAAUGGCUGUCUGUAGAAAGUACCCAUUAGUUUGUACCAACACUGUUUGCUUUCCUAAAUAAACUCAACAUCAUGCCUGUUA